GGCGCUCUGCGCUGUUCAAAUUUCUGCCCCUUCUUCUCUGGACGAUCUCUCAAAUCUCUCAUUCUCAGCGAGUGGAGAUGCCUCGCCUCUUGUCGCCGCCGCCUCGGACCGAGGUCGCCUCUUGUGGCUCUCUGCUUCGAGAGCUACAGGAUUUAUGGAAUGAAAUAGGAGAGAAAGACAUUGAAAGAGACAGGGCUAUACUGCAGCUUGAACAAGAAUGUCUUGAUCUGUACAGGAGAGAAGUAGACAAAACCAGAAAACAUAUGGCAGAGCUACACCAGAUGUUGGUGGAGGGCAAAGCAGAUAUAUCUAGUCUUAUAUCCACACUUGGAGAACAACGAGAAUCAUUUGUGCAUAUAGAAAAUGCAGCAGGCGCACUCAGGGAACAGUUGGCGAUGAUAAAACCAUUGCUGGAGGAUUUAAGAAAGAUGAAAGAAGAAAGAAUCAAGGAAUUCCAAGAUGUUCAAUCACAAAUUGCAUGGGUAUGUUCUGAAAUGUCUGGUAACAUCUAUCAUGGAAGUUCCAUCUCUUCUCAGGUAGAUGAACAAGAUUUGACAAUUAAAAGAUUGGGAGAUCUGAAGUCCCAACUUCUUGAACUUCAACAAGAAAAGAAUUUGCGCUUCCAGAAGGUUAAUAUCUACACCAAGCAAGUUCUUGAUUUAUCAGUUGUAUUAUCUAUUGACUUCAAUAAGAUGAUACAUGAAGUGCAUCAAAAUUUUGGUGAUUCUGCAAUCAAUCAGACAAGAAGCAUAAGCAAUGACAUCCUUUCUAGACUAGCAGGAAUUGUUCAUUCACUAAAUCAAGAAAAGAAACAGAGGUUGCAAAAGCUUCAAAAUUUAGGGGCUACACUCAUAGAGUUAUGGAAUCUCAUGGACACACCCGUCAAUGAGCGAGAAAGAUUUGACCAUGUAACCUGCAUGAUAUCUGCUUCCGUUGAUUCAGUACUUGGCCAGGGAUGCCUCGCACAUGAUGUAAUUGAGAAGGUUGAGAUCGAAGUUGAAAGAUUGAAUGCGUUAAAAGUUGUCAAGAUGAAAGAAAUUCUUUUAAGGAAGCAAAAUGAACUCGAUGAAAUUUACAAAAGUGUUCACAUGGAUAUCGAUUUUGAAAGAACAAGGAAAAUGCUCGUCAACCUCAUUGAUUCUGGGAAGGAAGAUCUAUUUGACCUACUCUCAAGCAUGGAUAACCAGAUACAAAAGGCUAAAGAGCAAGCUCUAAGUCGAAAAGACAUUUUGGAAAAGGUGGAUAAAUGGAAAUAUGCAUCUGAGGAGGAAAAAUGGCUUGAUAAUUAUGAGAAGGAUGAAAAUCGCUAUUCUACUGGCCGAGGAGUUCAUAAGAAUCUUAAACGUGCAGAAAAGGCUCGGAUACUGAUGAAUAAGAUACCUGCUCUGUUAGAAAAUUUGAUUGCAAAAACAAAAGCGUGGGAGAGAGAACACGAAAUUCCAUUUAUGUAUUACAAGGCACGCUUGAUCGACAGCUUGGAAGAGCACUCCAGAUUGAGGCAGCAAAGGGAAGAGGAGAAACGACGAUCUCGGGAACAGAAGAGGCUAUCAGCGGCGGCGCCGGAAGCUCCGUUGGGAAGUAAGCCGAGUCCGUUGAGGCAAUUUCCGGCGAAGAAACCACUGGGCCAGAGCUCCAUCGCCAACAUGGCUUGUGGAACUCCUGUUUCCAGCGGCCGCCGUGUCGCUACUCCGUAUGGGCGCCAUGGAUUCGCAUCAUCUGGCGAGGAGAAGAAAGGUGGGAGAGGAAACGUAGUUGCUCCUGUAAACUACGUUUCCCUUCAGAAGGUGGAUGAAUCUUUGCCUCGCAACAACUCGUUGCUCGUUGUAUCGCCAUGAAUCUGUUGCUCGAGGUUCAUGGCCUUGUUCUGUUUGUUUGUAUGUUUGUUUGUUUGGCUAUUUAGAUCUUUUGGACCCGUUGAGAUUGAGUUUUAAGGUUGCUUAAAAAUAAUAAAUCAGGUAAUACUAAAUUAAAUUUA
This is a messenger RNA of Zingiber officinale, 1975 nucleotides long. Its product is annotated as 65-kDa microtubule-associated protein 5-like. Gene Ontology annotation, cellular component: spindle; cytoplasm. Lineage: Eukaryota; Viridiplantae; Streptophyta; Magnoliopsida; Zingiberales; Zingiberaceae. Bases 78 to 1835 code for a protein of 585 amino acids. The transcript is spliced from 11 exons. Gene Ontology annotation, molecular function: microtubule binding. Gene Ontology annotation, biological process: microtubule cytoskeleton organization. The record is from RefSeq and is a predicted model, not a curated record.